AUGCCGCGACUUCAGCCGCGCCCCAAGGCCGUCGCGACAUCGAAUCUAACACCUGCCUCGGCCUCAUCUACACCUGGACCCUCAAUAUCGAAAGACCCCUUCUUAAAAGCCGAGUCCCCAACCUCCCGGCCGACCGGCGGUCGGGAGCCAGCAGAUCCAGUCUCGCAGCGUGCGACGCUCUUCCUAAUCCGCCGUACCCUAUGUACACACUUGGGUGAUAAGGGCCGUAGCACCCCAGCGCCAAUUAAUGAGAUACUACCACCGCUCACGAGUAGCAAUGAGGUGGAUGUAGAGCUUUACGCUUUCAUAGCUAUCAUAGUCAGGGAAUUUGUGCAGACGUGGUAUUCAAAGAUUACACCGGAUCCAUACUUCGUGGAGGAGGUUGUGAAGAUAAUAGCACAUUGCACAAGAGCUUUGGAGCAGAGGCUUAGGAAAGUUGAUCUGGAAAGUUUACUGUUCGAUGAGCUGCCGGAUUUGUUAGAGACACAUGUGCAAGCAUAUCGAACUGCGAAUUACUCUACACAUCCAUCGCCGCUUGGAGGAGAACCGCGGAAAAUAUAUCACUCCCUAUGGCCUUUUCCUGCGUUGGCGCCAGUUCCGGACGAUAAUGCCUUCGUACAGCAACAACUGAACAAUGAGGCGCACUAUAGGCAAUUACUGGUACAUGGAAUACUAGCCGUCCUAUUGCCAACUGAAGAUCUGGAAAAUGAUUGCUUGACCACGUUAGUAGGACAAAUAGUCUCUGAAAUGAUAUUGGGUGGCGGUAUUGGCGGGAAAGCUUCUGAGCCGUGGCUAUUAUGGGAAGGUAUUACGAAAGUUUCGGAGGUCAUCCAAGACCAUCUGCCAAAGUCAAAGGCCAAAGUUCGUCAUGACAGGUCAAAAUCGCAAUCCUUGAGCCAGCCGCCCGUGGAUGUUACUGGAGGUACCGAGAAGAGAUGGAGAAUUGGAACGUCUAUCCAGAGGACGUUUUGGCUAAUCCUCCAAUAUGCGUUUCUCACAUUCACGACUAUACGCUUUUUGAUUAUUACCAUUGCGACAUCACCCUCGCUCCCGUCUCGUAUUACAGCCACGAAUAAGCCGCCUAGCUUGAUACAAUCUCAAGAGCAUACGGGAGAGCCGAAGUUGACCACUGACAGAGUGUCAGAUGGCUCGAACCGACCAGUAAAACGGCCUAUCAUCAAGAUGAAGCUAUGGUCUUGUUUCUCUAGCCUAUUUGAUCUCGAUUUUCGGAUGCCGUGGCUUUACGGGAUGGUAUCGAUACUUCAAUGGGGCGCACUUGCUGGUCCUGGGGAAGUGGGGAAUAUUGAUGGGAUGCUUGAUAAAAUACUCUCCCAUGCAGUCCAGACACAUGUCCUAGAUCCUUCGCUCUUGCCACUACUGCUGCGGACCGCUCGCUCAGCGCUCUUCCCCAACAAUACUCUAGCGCCCUCACGCACAAUACCCUCUUCCGCCGAACAACUCCUCAUUCGACGCCGAUGCGCCGAAGCCAUCUUAUCGCUCUUGCCGGCCAAGAUCCAGGACAUAUAUUUCGGCGCUGGUAUAGAGCGGAGGGUUGGGGAGAUUGAGGAGGUGCUUAAUGUUUUCAGUGACAGCUAUUGCAAUAAACAUCUCCUUUACGGUGUCGUGGAGUUAAUCGUAGUUCGCUUAAUACCCGAACUGGACCAUAAAGGGGUGGAUGAGCUUCUGGAGGAGAGAUUGAGCUAG
Lachnellula hyalina is the source of this 1704-nucleotide messenger RNA. It is a transcript of the gene pxa1, whose product is annotated as PXA domain protein. Bases 1 to 1704 code for a protein of 567 amino acids. Gene Ontology annotation, biological process: endosome to lysosome transport; protein targeting to lysosome; early endosome to late endosome transport. Gene Ontology annotation, cellular component: early endosome; late endosome; extrinsic component of endosome membrane. The record is from RefSeq and is a predicted model, not a curated record. Lineage: Eukaryota; Fungi; Ascomycota; Leotiomycetes; Helotiales; Lachnaceae. The transcript has 3 exons. Gene Ontology annotation, molecular function: phosphatidylinositol binding.